Molecule: messenger RNA, 833 nt
Organism: Bemisia tabaci
Lineage: Eukaryota; Metazoa; Arthropoda; Insecta; Hemiptera; Aleyrodidae
Gene: RpS16
Product: ribosomal protein S16
Biological process (GO): translation; maturation of SSU-rRNA from tricistronic rRNA transcript (SSU-rRNA, 5.8S rRNA, LSU-rRNA)
Cellular component (GO): cytosolic small ribosomal subunit; ribosome
Molecular function (GO): structural constituent of ribosome; RNA binding
Source: RefSeq, a predicted model, not a curated record
AAGUACACAGGGACGCCGCCAUUUUACCUCGCUUUCGUCUUUUCGUUUAGGUUACUUACGUGCAAGUGGUUUUCCAUCAUGACGACCGACGACGCGAAAAAAGUUAAAUCCGGCGAGGCCAAACCCAAACCUGACGGUAAGACGUCCAAAAGGAGGCGAGCGAGGAAACCCAAGAAGGCUUUAAAAGGAGCGAAGGAUGCACCGAAGCAAAUCAAACUGCUCCAGAAGAAGAAGGCUGUAAAAGCUAUCACCAAGAAGACACCCAAAAAGGCACCUAAAAAGAAGAAGGAAAAGAAACCAAAAGCCCCAGGACAGCGUAAAGUUGUCAAGAAAGCAGUCGCUAUCAAAUGUGUGCAAGUUUUUGGACGUAAGAAAACUGCAACAGCUGUUGCAUACUGUAAGAGAGGGAAGGGAAAUCUCCGUGUCAAUGGAAGGCCCUUGGACAUGAUUGAACCUAAAGUUUUACAAUACAAAUUGCAAGAACCAAUUCUAUUAUUAGGAAAGGAAAAGUUCUCUAAUGUUGACAUGCGAGUUCGUGUAAAUGGUGGUGGUCAUGUGUCACAAAUUUACGCCAUCAGACAAGCUAUCUCAAAAGCUUUAGUAGCCUACUAUCAGAAAUUUGUUGACGAAGCCUCAAAGAAGGAAAUCAAAGACGUCCUGAUCCAAUACGACCGUACGCUGAUGGUUGCUGAUCCUCGUCGGUGCGAGCCCAAGAAAUUCGGUGGUCCAGGUGCCCGAGCCCGCUACCAAAAGUCUUACCGUUAAGAUUUGUAUUUUCAUUGUACAUCGUUUUUUUUUUUUAUUUUAAUACACUGGAUUGAUUUUUCCAAGAA